This is a messenger RNA of Cyprinodon tularosa, 1655 nucleotides long. RefSeq lists its product as uncharacterized. Gene Ontology annotation, biological process: regulation of transcription by RNA polymerase II. The record is from RefSeq and is a predicted model, not a curated record. The transcript has 6 exons. The coding region runs from base 252 to 1457 and encodes 401 amino acids. NCBI's taxonomy places the organism in Eukaryota, Metazoa, Chordata, Actinopteri, Cyprinodontiformes, Cyprinodontidae.
AGAUGAAGAAAAGUCCAAACAGAGAAGCAGCUGGAAUCACAUCCAGUUUAUCAGCAUGUUUCUGAUGUGUUGGAGAUGGAACCAUGAGCCAGACCCACUGAGGUGAACAGGUGGCUGGUUAUCAGAGGGUGACAUGAAGGUGACUGCUGGAUGGAGGAUGGGGAGGGCCUUCCAGCUGCAGCUCCUCUGAGGAAGAACGUUCUUUAGACGUUCCUGAUCUCCACCGUCCUCCUCCCUCCAGCGGUCCCACAAUGGACCCUUUGUGUUCUGCAGAGACGUCACGGGUCAGGCGGAACCAGAGCCACUCGGCCCGCAGGAACAGGGUGAAGGACGACUGGAGACGGUGUCUGCUGGGGACAGGACCCAGAGCUGCACAGGACGGCCAGAGGGCAACGGCAGGACAUCAUGCUGUGAGACUUUCGUCCUGCCUCACACGGACAAAGGGAGUCUGCAGGCUGUCUUCAGUGAAGAUGAGUGGCACCAAAAGGAAGAGUGGCUUUCAGAUCACUAGUGUCACCUCUGAUUCCGUCCACCUAACCUCUCCAAUCAACCAAUCAUCUCCAAGAGAAACUUUGCCCAACCAAUCAGGUCAUUCCUCCUCAAUCAGCCCCCAGGGAAGCUCCUCUCAGCCCACCACUCCAUCUUCAAAGAAGAAAUACAUUUCCCAUGAUGCUCUAGGACAGCGCGCCAGUUCCCCCUCCAGGUUUAGGUUGGUGAGGCUGACUGAGGGCGGGGCCAGCAGCAGUGGGCGGGGCUCUUAUAGGCGUGGGAGAUGGACAUGCAAAGAGUUUAAGGAGCAGUUUGAGGGGGCGGGGAUGAGAUGGAUGAUGGACAGCCUAAGAAACGCCCAUUCUUUGGAUUCCUUGGAUAUCAUGGAUCUGGAAAAGGGUGGAGUCACUCCUCAGUACACUUCCUGCCCUUUGGCUCUGCCAUCAAGAGGAAUCAAAGGGGUGGGGCUUGUUUCACCAAGUGGACCACCAUCUCCGACACAGCCGGAGACAAACCACCUUGUUAAGGACAAAGAGCCAAUCAGAGGACCCAGUUUAGAGCCCGCCCCUACAACGGCCCCACCUCGCCCACAGAAUUUCCCGCUUCCAUUACGACCGUACGCUGGCACACCUGGACAGCCUUCCUUCAGGAUGUCCCAGUCUUUACCUGGCUCUCCCCCCACUGGACGCUGCCGUCCCUCCCUGAUGUCCCUACACCCCCCUUCAGCCUCCAGUCUGGACCAAACCGUCUUCAUCCAGCAGGAGGACAGCAGACCUGCCAGUCCAGCCAUCGACAGUAAGAUCCAGCAAGCCAUGGACCUGACCAAGAGUCACCUGAUGGUGGCGGUGCGAGAGGAGGUGGAGCUUCUGAAGGAGCACAUCAGAGACCUUCAGGAGAAGAACCAGCAGCUGGAGAGAGAGAACCACGUCCUGCGGGCGCUGACACGCCACUACUACCCAGAAAAAUGACAUCACCAUGGUAACGGCAUCGGUGGAACGUCUGCUGGACGGAGAACCAGCAGCAGCAGCAGCGAUGGAGAACUGGACCUUCUGCCAGGAGCGACUGGGGAGGAAAACACCUCAGCUCUCUUCAUCUAAAGCGAACUACCAGCAGGGGUCAAAGGUUAAAUGUUCACACAUUAAAAUAAAACUCAAACAUCAAAGGUU